Rotaria socialis is the source of this 726-nucleotide messenger RNA. The record is from the annotation of a GenBank genome assembly. NCBI's taxonomy places the organism in Eukaryota, Metazoa, Rotifera, Eurotatoria, Philodinida, Philodinidae.
AUGAAUUUACAUCAUCAACAUGCGACAAUCUAUGCAUCGGCUCCUAAACUUGUCGAGCCCUUUCUAAGUGCUCCUCGUUCAACAACAGAUCGAAAUGAUUUCAUAUCUUCGCUUGUUCAUACUCUAGUACAGUCUGAUAGUGCUAAACAGUCAUCCUUAGUUGAAUCUCUUCGACAUCAACAGCAAAUUAUCGGUACCAAUUCGAAAAAUAUUCAUCAAUUCUCUCGACAAAAACGCAAACAUCUAUCGCGCAAAGGAAAUAAAUUGCUAUCGAAAACAAUAAAAAAAGUUCGUCAUGAUGCACAACAACUACGUAAAACAGAACUUCAAACCGAUUAUAAGAAUUAUUUAUUCAUGAAUGAUCUAUGGAAACAAUAUACAAGUGAAUUAUUAAAAGAUGCAACAAAUAAUGAAAAUAUUCUUCAACGUAUUCUCACGGCUGAUUAUCAUGGCUGUAUAAUACGAGUGGACAAAGCAAAAAAUCGAUCGUUACUAGGAAAAGAAGGCAUUGUUAUUCAAGAAACGAAGAAUAUAUUUGUUAUUAUUGAUAAAACUAAAAAUCGAAAAUGUUCAAUAUUGAAAAAAGAUUGCCUCUUCGCAAUAGAUAUCACUGUUAAACAUAAACAACAGACAGUAUUUUUACCAGGUGCAGCUAUUGCUGUACGUCCAGAACAACGUGGUCAAAAACGAUCGACUACUAUUGAAUAUAUGCAUGAAUUUUGUUAA